AUGGUGCUACGAAUGGCGAGACUCACUCACGAUGCCGACUACGAUGCCGGCGAAACGUCUGGGAAAGUACCAUGUCCACGGUCCUUCCCAUGCUGCUAUGUGGGCCUUGGGCGACAAGAUAGCAUCUACGAUUCUGGCUCAAAGUGCCGAUGUGCCUACACUUCCUUGGAGUGGAUCAGAGGCAUAUACUCUCGAGUUGGAAAUGUUUGCCAAUUCGUUGACUAA
This is a messenger RNA of Protopolystoma xenopodis, 225 nucleotides long. Lineage: Eukaryota; Metazoa; Platyhelminthes; Monogenea; Polystomatidea; Polystomatidae. The record is from the annotation of a GenBank genome assembly.